AUGCUUAGAGGUUGUAACAGAGCCUGGACAGGGCUCGGAUCGGUGCGUGCGUUUUCGCGAGUCAGCGCGUUGGGACAGGAGCCCAAGUCGGGCGCCACUUUGGGCGCCAUUCUCAACCAGAAACCAGCACAGAACAAGAAGAAACCUACAAAAUUGAAGCUCGUCAAAUACGUCCUCCACGGCUUCUUCCGCAAAAACAACUCAUUCUUGACACUCUCCAAGGUCGAGUACGACCCUGCGUUUGAACAGAAGAACCCGCAUCUCUCGUUCAACGAGAAGGUGUUGUACUACCUUACGUUGCAAGAAAAAACAGUCUACACACUCAACACCGGUACCGUGGGUUUCCGCGGGGCCCAGCGCGGCGAGUACGAGGCAGGAUACCAGCUGGCGUCGGCGUUUUUCCGUACCAUCAGAGAACGUCAGUACCUCAAACAAGAUGUGAACGUUGAAGUGGUGGUGAAAGAGUUUGGUAAAGGAAGACUGGCCUUUUUCGACGCAUUGACUGGAAAAGAAGGAAUGGGCAUUAGAGAACGCGUGUCGAAACUGUCGGACCUCACACCGGUCAAGAUCGGAGGUGUCCAGGGCCCAACUCCAAGACGGUUGUGA
This is a messenger RNA of Ogataea philodendri, 606 nucleotides long. RefSeq lists its product as uncharacterized. Bases 1 to 606 code for a protein of 201 amino acids. The transcript has a single exon. Gene Ontology annotation, molecular function: structural constituent of ribosome. The record is from RefSeq and is a predicted model, not a curated record. Gene Ontology annotation, biological process: translation. Gene Ontology annotation, cellular component: ribosome. NCBI's taxonomy places the organism in Eukaryota, Fungi, Ascomycota, Pichiomycetes, Pichiales, Pichiaceae.